Messenger RNA from Sardina pilchardus (European sardine), 3011 nucleotides. RefSeq names its product MALT paracaspase 2 (gene malt2). NCBI's taxonomy places the organism in Eukaryota, Metazoa, Chordata, Actinopteri, Clupeiformes, Clupeidae. Gene Ontology annotation, biological process: proteolysis. Gene Ontology annotation, molecular function: cysteine-type endopeptidase activity. The record is from RefSeq and is a predicted model, not a curated record. The coding region runs from base 418 to 2814 and encodes 798 amino acids. The transcript is spliced from 17 exons.
AGAUGUAACACCCUGAUCUGGCUCGUGUGGUAGGAAGAUGAGUCGCUGUUGAGAGUGAAAGUAUACCAGUCAUUUUUAAAUGGGGAAAUGAAGACGUGAAUGCAAAUGAAAAGGGUGAAGAGGAAACAACCACAAAAAGAACGCCAGAAUUCUUUUCUGACGCUUGCUAGUUGUGGUAGCCUCUCUGAUUUACAAUGAACUGUCGACAGAUUGACAUGCAAACUAGGAUUGACUAGUUGAUGUCUUACUACACUGAUGGAAAUAAUAUUUGUCAAAAACUACAGUCUAACUUUAAAUGCCAGGAUUUGUGAGGCUCGUUGAAUACUCGCGAUUAUAAAGCAGUGGAACACGCUAAAUUUCCCGGAAGUACGCCUGUGCCCAGUCUAGGAAAGACUGAAAAGUCAAUGAGCGGGAGGCAUGGCUGACUGGAACCUAGGUGUGGGGACACUGAAUGAGAACGAACUCAAUAGGCUUGCUGUCCUGCUGGACAAUGCCAAGUGUGGGUGGAAACAGCUGGCUAAAGCUGCCACAGAUGAACCACGCUUACGUUGCAGCGAAAGUGAGCUGACCAAUUGCUCGCUCCAGGUCUUGAACUGCACUGGCAGUUCAGGACGCUUUCUCCUUGGCAUGCUGAAAGACCGUGGCUGCACCUUGGGCUUUCUCCUGCAGUGUCUCCGGAAGAUGGAGCAUCAUGAAGCAGUGGAAUUUCUCACCGUUACAGUGGAGCAGAUCCAUAUUACAGUGCAGCCUCAGACACAGCAGGCCCAAGAGGGGAGCAGAGUGGUGCUGAGCUGCAAGGCCACUGGCCCACCUAGUCUUGGCUACCAGUGGUUCAGAGGCAAAGAGGAGAUCCCAGGCGGAUAUGGCCCUGAUCUAGUUAUGCCUUUCCUACGAAUGGCUCAGCAGGGCCACUAUAUCUGCCGUGUUAACCAUGGGGAAAAGUUUAUCUUCUCCAACUGGGCACAUGUGCGUGUAGUCCAGUCGGGAAACUCCAGCUCAGAGGUUAGUAGUACCAUGUUUCCUGGAUCUGGAUUGCGGAUCACUUGUCAGCCAAGGCAGCAGACACUAUCUGAAGGAGAUGGUCUCCUCCUUCAGUGUUUUGCUGAGGGAAAUCCUCCUCCUCGAUUCCAGUGGUACCGUAACAAAACACCUGUAGAAGCAGCAACAAAACCCAAUCUGAAGAUAGCAUGUGUAACAACAGCAGAUAGAGGAAGGUACUAUUGUCGAGUCGAGAACCUUUUCCAUGAAAUCAAGAGUGAAGAGGUCAACAUAAACAUUGGACCAAGUGAUACCCACUGGAAGUCAGAUGAUGAAGACAUGUCCAUAGGACCAACUAGGCAGUCUAGCUGCUUCUAUGCCACAGAUAAGGUUGCUCUCCUAAUGGGCAACAUGAACUACCUUCACCACCGCCAGCUUCGUGCACCUAUGGCUGAUGUGCAUGAACUUACAAACCUGCUCCGCCAAUUGGACUUCAAGGUCGUAUCUCUGCUGGAUCUUAACUGGCAGGAGAUGCACAGUGCUGUGACAGAGUUCCUCCUGUUGCUCGGUCAUGGUGUCUAUGGGCUUCUCUACUUUGCUGGCCAUGGUUAUGAGAACUAUGGUAAUAGUUUCAUGGUGCCCAUUGAUGCUCCAGCCUCCUAUACCUCAAAGAACUGCUUGUGGGUUCAAGAGGUGCUACAGCGAAUGCAGGAGCGGGAUACCGGUCUUAAUGUCUUUCUGCUGGACAUGUGUCGCAAAAGGAACUUAAAUGAUGAAACCAUACCCCAACCUGAUCCUCGUAAGGUGACGGCAAACAUAGUGUUUGGUUAUGCUACGUGUGUGGAUGCUGAGGCAUAUGAGGUGAAUAAGGAUGAUCUGUCCAAUGGCAUUUUCAUAAGCUAUCUGAAGAAAAGACUGAUGGAGGAUGAGAAGGUCACUGUAAUGCUGGACAGAGUGGCUGAGGACAUGGGCCAGUGUAGAAUCACACGUGGUCGGCAGGCCCUGGAGCUACGAAGUAAUCUGUCAGAACGGCGAGCGCUAACAGACAAAAUCCAGAGCACUGACUGCCCUGUUACGUCAGCGCGCAACCUGCAAUGGUCUAUCGCUCAUGUUCUGCCAGAGAGCCGGACAUUGGAGUUUAAGUGUGGCGUAAAGGUGCAGCUGGGUUUUGCAGCGGAGUUCUCCAACAUAAUGAUCAUCUAUACCCGGAUAUUAGACAAGCCCAACGAUAUAGAACAGUGUUCUGCCCAACUGUCUGACUUCUCUGAGGACCUUGAGAUAGACCUGAAACAUACAAAUCAGGAGACUUUGGAGGAAGCUGGGAGUAUAUUAUUUACAAUAGAUUGUCUGCCACAACCCGAAGUCCCAAAGCUGUAUACCCGUCUCAAAGCACUCCAGAGACUAAAGAAAGAGCUGACAUUUACAGUUUGUCUUCACUACCAAUACUCAAACCUGGAGGAGGAGGAGGUUCAAGAAAUACAAACAGUCUCCAUUGGCAAGCCUCUGGUGUCCAAACUGAAUCUCCAUGAGCCACGCUUGGCCCAUUGUUCCUCAUUGUCCUCUAGUGAUUUUCAGUCAACAAGCCUAUUGGAGUCAGCCACAUUCCCCCAAGGCCUUUGUGAUCCCACCAGUCCAUCAGCUUCCACAUGCUGGUCCUACUACUCUAAUGCAGGGGAGCCUUCAGAAGGGCCAUCCUCAACUAAAGUGAAUGUGCCAGAAGAAAAUCUUGACACUGAUGACUGCCCACCUUACACUGCAGCCAAAAGCCUUCCCUAUGCUCGUGUGGAGGAUGUUACAUACAGUUUCAGCAAAAUGCAGAAUUUUCAUUCCUUGUAGAGCUGAUGGAUGAAGACGAAUUUAGGUUUUCUACAUAUUGCUGUGUUGUCCAAUGUUUUUGUCAAAUUAUUAUUAUUUGAAGAAGACAGACAUUAGUGACUGAAGAUGUGAGUUUGUUGAUAAACCUUACUAAGAGUAUAUUUUCCUCUUGUUCAAAAAAGAUUUUACAAAACCAUCAACUGAAUAAAAAUUACAUA